ACGAAAAAAGCAGUGCCAGGAAUAGCUUACAAAUUUAAUCAGUGUUAUUAUUAUUAUAGAAGAAUAUUUUUUAGUCGAAAAUAUUAUGUUUGAAUCUUCUAGUAGUUUGUCUUCUAGUGAUAGCGAUGAUGAUGAUGAGGAAUUACAAAAUAUAUUAUUAAAUAAUGAUAUAAAUGAAAGAAGGGUAACACCAAAAAUAAAAAAUUACAUGGAAAAUGUUGUUGUAAGAUAUACAAAUAUUGAAUUUAAAUCACAUUUUAGAAUGGAGCGAAAUACUUUCUACUUUUUAUUAUAUUUUAUUGGGCCAAAAUUAGAUAAUCUUUCAUUUAGAGGAAGAGAAAAAAUUAAUGCAGAAAAACAGUUAUUAAUAACUAUUUAUGUUUUGGCAACACCAAAUUCUUAUCGUUCCAUAUGUGAAAGAUUUGAUGUUGCAAGAUCAACUGCAUGGUUAUGUGUCAAGAGAGUAGUUCGAAUAAUAUAUAGCAUUCGAAAUCAAUUUAUUAGAUGGCCUACUAAUGAAGAAGCUCAAACAACAUGGACAAACAUUCAAAGGUUAUAUGGAUUUCCAAAAGUUUUAGGUAUUGUUGAUGGGACGCACAUAAACAUUGCUCGACCAAAGAAAGAUGCUAAUAGUUACAUUAACAGAAAGGGCAGAUUCUCUAUGCAGUUACAAGUUAUCUGCAAAGAUGAUUUGUCCUUCAUUCAUGUAUUUGCUGGAAUGCCAGGAUGUGUUCACGACAUGCGAGUGUUUCUUUAUUCUGGUGUACAACGAUAUUGUACUCCAGAAUAUUUCCCUGAAGACAGUCAUUUAUUAGGUGACGCAGCUUAUACUAUACAGAAAAAUGUCAUGGUACCAUUUUAUGAUAAUGGUCAUUUAAUCAGAAGACAAAAAGAAUUUAAUACCAAUUUGUCAUCUGCUCGAAUAACUGUAGAAAGGGCAAUUGGAUUAUUAAAGGGACGAUGGCGUUAUUUAUUGGAUAAGUUGCCAAUGACACGAACGGAUUUAAUUCCAUAUUAUAUAGUUAGUUGUUGUGUAUUACACAACUUUUGUUUAUUAAACAAUGAUGCUAUCGAAAUCCCUGUCAUUAUACCUGAUAUGCUACACGAAAUAGAACCGCUUGCUGUUAGUAAUGAAUUAAAAGAGGAAGGAAAUUUAAAAAGAAACAGAUUAAUGGAAAUAAUUACAAAUAACAAUGUUUAAAGAAAAAAUU
This is a messenger RNA of Temnothorax curvispinosus, 1211 nucleotides long. RefSeq names its product putative nuclease HARBI1. The transcript is spliced from 3 exons. The record is from RefSeq and is a predicted model, not a curated record. NCBI's taxonomy places the organism in Eukaryota, Metazoa, Arthropoda, Insecta, Hymenoptera, Formicidae. The coding region runs from base 86 to 1201 and encodes 371 amino acids.